AUGCGUUCCGUUCUCGCCCUCGCUGUCUUAGCUCUCGCCGCCAUUUCUCCCGCCGCCGCCGGCACCACCGACUCCAAGGAGCGCAUGACCCAGAUCACCAAGCGCUCGACCAAGGUGACCGAUAUCGAGAUCAUGAACUUUGGUAAGCUGGUAGAUUCAUUAAGAGCAGGGCACCUGAGCAUUGUAGACCGCUGCUGUCGGCCGUAGCACGCCCCAGCCGCCAAUCUUGCUAGGCUCGAUUUUGAACGCGCCCACGCGUUCAAAGGACAUACUCGACCCCUCUGUCUCCUUGCCGUCGGCGAUCACACAGCACCCCCACCAAACGAACUUGCUUUGUUCAAAUUACUAACCGAAUAAAUAUCUUGAUGGCGCACAGCUCUCACCCUCGAGGUUAGUCUCAUUCGUUGCCUGCCGGCUGCCGGUGUCUUGGCAUCAGCGGCUGCGCAGUUGUUGAGCACCCCGCGGUCUCUUCGAUCAGCUCUGACGGUUACCCCCCUUUUCCUCGACUGUUUUGUCUUUUCGUUCACAGCACCUCGAGAAGAACUUCUUGUACGUCAUCAACUUUAUGCGCACCGUGCAUCGCCGUAUCUGUUCACCUGUGACUUACUCGACGCCCUUGUUUCACUCUCUUGCUCGGGCCACGCUUCCACCGUCGGCUCGCUUGUGUCCACUGCAUCCGGCAUCUGCAGCUUCACAGGGCUUGCCAAGUACAAGGUUGAAGACUUCGUCAAGGCAGGGUACACUAAGAAGCUCCACAACCGCAUCCAGACCAUCGGUAUCCAAGAGAAAGAUCACGUCAUCGCCCUCGCGAGUGGCCUCGGCAAGAACGCCGUCUCGCCUUGCCAGUACGACUUUGGGGGCGCACUCGCGUCCGUCGACUCGUUCGUCCACAUGUCUCGCGUGCUAGAGACCGUAGGUACCGCUGCCUACCUCGGCGCGACCCCCAAGUUCUCGACUCCCGCCGCCGUUGGCGCUUCUGGAUCCAUCUUGACGAUCGAGGCCCGCCACUCGUCCCUCUUGAACGAGGUUGAGGGUCAGAGUGGCUUCCCCGCCCCCUUCGAGACCGCGCUUGAAUUCAAUCAGGUUUGGUCGUAAGUCAUACCCUUGAAUUGCAUUGCCGAUCCAUCAUGACGUCGCAUAGGCUAACCCGAACCAUACGGCUCACCUCAGGCUCGCCUCCCCCAUGAUCAAGCCCGGCACGUGCGGUGCAAAGAAGCCUCUUCCCCCUGGCCUCAAGGCGUACCCCGUCUUGAACGUCGUCACCAAGGUACCUCGCCGUGGCCACCAGAUCGCCGUCAAGUUCGCGCAAAAGGCCGGCGGCAAGGCCUACGCCGUCUUCUUGUUCAGCGGCGUCCAGACCGUGGUCUCGGUUAAGCACGGAUCCGACGGUAUCAGCCGUAUCGACGUCCCCUCCGGCUUCCAAGGCGCCACCUACCUCUUCAUCUCUUCGUCCAAGGCAGGUCUCACGGAUGCUUCCACCGUUGCUGGCCCCGCCCUCCUCUUCCUCUAA
This is a messenger RNA of Microbotryum saponariae, 1510 nucleotides long. The record is from the annotation of a GenBank genome assembly. NCBI's taxonomy places the organism in Eukaryota, Fungi, Basidiomycota, Microbotryomycetes, Microbotryales, Microbotryaceae.